Phyllopteryx taeniolatus (common seadragon) is the source of this 8796-nucleotide messenger RNA. It is a transcript of the gene usp31, whose product is annotated as ubiquitin specific peptidase 31. The transcript is spliced from 16 exons. The record is from RefSeq and is a predicted model, not a curated record. Bases 555 to 4340 code for a protein of 1261 amino acids. Gene Ontology annotation, biological process: protein deubiquitination. Gene Ontology annotation, molecular function: cysteine-type deubiquitinase activity. NCBI's taxonomy places the organism in Eukaryota, Metazoa, Chordata, Actinopteri, Syngnathiformes, Syngnathidae.
AGAAGAAGAAGCAGCAGCAACAGCAGAAGGCAUCCUGCUAUUUUGGCAACCGAGGCUGAACGUGUCUUCCGAAUAUGCAAACAAUGUUCCAAUGAUCCAACAUUUUGACACGCUCUCUACAUGGAAUGUCACCCCGCGCUCGCCAUGGCGGACUGUCGCUCUCUGUCGGACCCGGACCUCUCGGCUGAACACGACCGGCGCUGUUUUUUCGGCCACUGUUUGCGUAGCUAGCGUUAGCCACCUCGGCUAACACCACCGCUGUUCGAGCGAAAGGCAAGCCGGAGUUGCUUCGUCGCUAUGCGGCAGCCGACCGCAAAGUGAGGCGACUCCGGGACAGAGCUCGCAGCCGCCACCGAAGUAGGAACGAGUGAGCGCGGCAGUUAUUUUAAUAAUUGUCGGUAUGUUAGUUAACAAGUGGGGAGAGAGACUUUAGUCACGAUGUUAUGCCUGGCGAAGCGUUAGUUAACGCGGCGCGGAUGGAGCGUCGGCGGGCAGCGCGCCGCUGAAGGUCUCCCUUGACUCGGGCUCGGGGGUGACAGUGUGCGGGUACAACCAUGUCGUGCAAAGCCGCCACCAAGGACAAGAAGACGAGCUUCGGUAAGAAGUUGUUCAGGCGAGGCUCGGUGCGCUCCGUGGGAAGCUUUAUGAGCAGAGUCCUGAGGACUCUCUCAGCCUUGUCCCACUUUGGUUCGGAAGUGCAAACCGACGACGACAAGGAUGACGGAGGCUUCUCCGCGUUUCAAUCCGGACUUAAGGACGCCCCCGUGGACGACGGGGACCUCGGACUGUUCCUCUCCGGCGAGAGGAUUCCUGGCGUGGCCGGGCUGAAGAACCACGGCAAUACCUGCUUCAUGAAUGCUAUUCUGCAGUGCCUCAGCAACACGGAGCUGUUCGCAGAGUACCUCGUCCUGGAGCACUACAAGGAAGACGAGACCAACGAGGCGGACAAACCAAAGACAAAUGGCGUCCAUGUGCAGAAGAAAGGUCCCCUGUCCAAGGGGGAAGUGACGGAGCAAUUGUCUGGACUUGUCCGGGCUUUAUGGACUUUUGAGUACACCCCCCAGCACAGCCGAGAUUUUAAGAACGCGGUGUCCAAGAACGCCACGCAGUUUAAAGGGAACGCUCAGCACGACGCUCAAGAGUUCCUGCUGUGGCUGCUGGACCGAGUCCACGAGGACCUCAACACCGUCAAUCCCGUCGGCAGGCCAACCCUGAGGCCACCUAUCGAAGAUGAUGACCAAACCACAGACGGACCCUCCCCGCCCCUCUCGGCUGGCUCGUUUGUACAGGAGCUCUUCCAGGCUCAGUACAGGUCUUCCCUCACCUGCCCCCAUUGCCAAAAACAGAGCAAUACCUUUGACCCCUUCCUGUGCAUCUCCUUACCCAUCCCACUGCCACACACGCGGCCGCUAUAUGUCACAGUGGUCUACCAGGGGAAGUUCUCUCACUGUUUGAGGAUCGGGGUGGCCGUGCCGCUCAACAGCACCGUGUUCCGCCUCCGAGAUGCCGUUUCACGUGAGCUCAAGAUGCCAAUGGACCAGUUCAUUCUGACUGAAAUGUACUACGAUGGCUUCCAUCGCUCCUUUUGCGACGACGAUGACGACCUGGACAUCAUCCAAGAGAGUGACUCCAUCUUUGCCUUUGAGACGCCGGAGGCAUUUAAACUGGACAACCUACGCACAAAAAGAGGAAGUCUUCUGGCCAACCUGAACCACAACAACUUGAAGUACGGCGUGGAAAAUGGCCGCACGCCGUCUUUCAUGCAAGGGGCAGUGACUCCCGUGGCGUCACCAAAUAAGAACCUGGCGCCUGAGAAAAUGAUCCUGCUGGUGUGCAACAGAGCCUGCACUGGCCACCAAGCAAAAAGGUUUGGCUUACCUUUUGUACUGUACAUGGAGCGCACAGCCACCUGGGACACGCUGCAGAAGGAGAUUCUGGAGAAAAUGCGGCAUCUUUUACGACCUGGUGUCUACAUUCAGAUGGGGCCUUUCAGCCUUCGUGUGGUUGGUGUGGUGGGGAUCACCUACCUCCUCCCUCAAGACGAGCGACCGCUGUGUCACCCGACGGUGGACAGAGCAUACAAGUCGUGUGGACAGGGCGGACCGCCCCACGUGAAGAUUGUGGUGGAGUGGGACAAAGAGACCAAAGACUACCUGUUCGGACACACGGAGGAGGAGUACAUCCCAGAUGCCGAGAGCGUGUAUCUGCACAGAGACCAGCACCACCAGCCGCAGGCCUGCACGCUGGCUCAGUGUUUCCAGCUCUACACUAAAGAAGAGCAGCUGGCCCCGGAUGACGCCUGGCGCUGCCCCCACUGCACACAGCUGCAACAGGGCCGCAUCAAGCUCAGCCUGUGGACGCUACCCGAUGUGCUCAUACUACAUCUCAAGAGGUUCAGACAGGAGGGUGACCGCAGGGUGAAGAUGCAGAACAUGGUGAGGUUCCCUCUCAUGGGCAUGGACAUGGCUCCUCACGUCGUGAAGAGAAGCCAAAGCAGCUGGAGUUUACCCUCACACUGGUCACCGUGGAGAAGACCCUACGGCCUGGGAAGGAACCCUGAUGACUUCCUGUACGACCUCUAUGCCGUGUGCAACCAUCACGGGAGCAUGCAUGGAGGCCACUACACGGCCUACUGCAAGAACUCUGUUGAUGGUCAGUGGUACUGCUUUGACGACAGCGAGGUUGCGCCGGUGGCUGACGACGACGUGUGUCAACAGACCGCCUACAUACUCUUCUACCAACGCAGGACCGCCAUUCCCUCAUGGUCUGCCAACAGCUCGGUUGCAGGCUCGACCAGUUCUUCCUUGUGCGACCACUGGAUUAACAGGCUGCCCGGGAGCAGACCUGCUAGUCUAGCGUCCGGCGCCUCGUCUAGACGGACUUCACUGGCUUCGCUGGCGGAGUCGGUGGAUUUCCCCGGAGAACGUAGCGAAGACGAUGGUGGUUUCUCUGUCCGGCCCUUCGUGAGGAGCAUCCAACGUCAGAGCGUGACUUCCAGGUCAUCCAUAGCCAGCCAGUUGGCCUUCGGCGACAGCGGCGUCAAGCCCUCGUGGUCGCUCUCGGCCAAGCUGCAAAUUCGCUCCAACUCGCCCUCGCGCUUCUCCCUGGACUCGCGUUGCUCGCCGCCCCUCGAGAGGAUCGGCGAGGCCUGUGACGAUCGCGUGUCCACCUCCUGCUUCGGCAGCUACAGCCGGCACGAGCGCUACUUCGGUAGCAGGACCCCGCUGUCCGCGGUGGAGAGCAACUACGGCGAGCACGACAACAACAAAAGGUUCCUGGACAUGAUGUACUGCCGCGCUCCCACGCCUUUGGAGAAGACGACGGAAAACAACAACCAGAUUACAGCGAUAGACCAAAACAUUCAAAACGCCCCCUCCAAGGAGCAGAAGCGUAAGAGCAGCGCUGGCGGUUUUGUGUCCAAGGCAGAAAGCGCUGGCGCCACCAAAACCAUCAAAGCGGAGCCAGGAAAAACCUCCAAGAAGCGCCUGUGCUCGACCCACAAGCCCUCGCCCUCGGAGACGCCCACCAGCACACCUGUGAAAGGCAAAAAGCCCAUCGCCGCUAAAGAGAAGAGCGACAAGAAAAGCACGUCCACACCCAGCGGGACGCCCUCCAAAACCAAGGAGUCGCUCCCGCCUCCAGGUUCCAUUCCGCAACAUCGUCUUUGCGCGCGCUCAACGCCUCAGUCGUCAGCAACACCCUCUCCGACCGCCAAGAAGAACCCCAGCGUCCCGCAGAAAACCCCCGAGAACAGUCGCAAGCGCCUGGUGGAGAGGAGCUACAGUCGGGAUUCUGUGGUCAGCACUCAGCGAGUAAGCAUCGCAGCGCGCUCUUCCGUCCCCAAGGCGGCGGACAGCAGCCGGCUUGAGCGGAGGUCUGUGCGCAGCUCCAGCAGCAGCUCCUCCGUCACCAGCCUGCGCUCGCCCAGCGUCUCCACGAGAGACCUGCAACGCGGCAGCAAGACGGAGGAGAAAGGCUUGUCCUUCUUCAAGAGCGCCUUGCGACAACGGGAAAGCCGCCGGUCGGCCGACUUGGGGAAAAGCACGCUGCUCUUCAAAAGGGCCUCGGAGAGGACGUGCAAGCAGAACAGGCAAGUCAAUGAGGCCGGCGUUGAAUGCGGAAAAGCGGCGGACGCUGCGGCUUUCCCGCCGCCCGCAGACGCUCCAAAAUCUGAGCCUCUCAAGCCCGCGGGCUCCCUCGGUCGCUCCCUCCUGCACGUCGGCAAGUCCAAGUCUUCCUCCGCGGACGUGAGUAUCAAGUCUCCCGCUAACGGGAAGAAGCCCCUCGAAAAGAAGACGUCUUCCCGAAAGCUGUCGUUGGGCACGCAGCGGCCUCAGUGACGCGGCUAGCGUACGUACGCCUCUCUCUGAAUGCAGCUACUGUACAUUCUUUGUGCCUACCCUUCUACUCAUAGCGAUAAGGAUUCAAACUUGACACACUCGACCCCCCCCAAAAAAAAAAAAAAAUCCAAUUAAAUACAUACAUAAAUAUUUGAACUUUCAGGAAGGAGGAAUUAAAAUAAUAAUCUAGGCUGUAUUUCCACUGCAGGUCCAUGUGCCCGAUUCCAUUUUAAUGCCUACAUUGAACCUCUCGCUAUUUGGCAUUUGCAAAUUUUGCGGGUGAACAUAUUCUUUGUUAUUCGCUGGAAAAACUUACCGAUUUGCUGUUUUUGUGCUAAGGCCAAAGCAAUAAGUUUUGCGUACAUUUCAACUGACACAUAUCCAAUAUGGUUGUGAUUACACUGACGGAACACAAGAUGCUCAAACUGCACAUUAAUAACUACACAAAUGUCAACAUUGGGCAAUGACAACGCAAAAGUCAACAAUAUUACCUAAAUAAUAAAAAUGUUAUACCUUUCAUAGCAUUUAGUUGGACUUGGCUGACUCUUCCCCCAUUGGCUACCGUUGGUCAAUUAUUUUGCUUAUUUAUUGAUGGACACCCCUCUUAUAUAUCUUACUUAGACCAUUUUUAUUUAUCAAUGCUUUUACUGUAGUUUAGAUUAACAGCAGGUUUUCAUUUUAUGUGUUUAUUUUGUUUUUUUGUCCAGGUGCCGGUGUGUAUACAUCACCAGUCGUAUUAUGAUGUCGUCAGGCCAGGGUGUAUCCGAUCUGUGUCUUUAUUUAGCAUUUAGAAUGGCAGAUAUUUAAUAGGUAUCAUAUUUUCCCCCACAUUUGGAAGAUUCUGGAUUGUGGUUGACACUUGAGAGAGAGAGAAAAAUCUUUUUUAUUUUUUUACACAUGAAGCAUGCAGUGUAAAUCAGCCUAGGAAACUAAAUUUCACCGUAAUGAGGGCGUUUUCCACAAUAACAUUGCAAUGAUCUCUGCUGCAGUGGGGAACACACACAAACACUCACGGAAAGCGUUGCAUUCCUAGAUAUUUUUUAAUAACUUUUUGUUACAGAUUCAUUUAAUCAAACGCAUUCCUCCGUGCUAAACUAUGGAGGAAAAGGGAUUUGUCUCAACGAUUGAAAAUAAUUUCAUUAUGGGCAACAUAUGAACAUAUGAAAGUCCAGUUUGUCCAUGGGUUUUUAGAUAUAUUACAAUUAUUUUUGUUGAAAUUUUACAAUAGAAAUGUUUUUAUAUGAAUGUUUUUUUUCUUAAAAAAAGAGUUUUGGAAUGACACCCUUUAAAAAAAAAAAAAAAAAAAAAAAAAAAAAUAUAUAUAUAUAUAUAUAUAUAUACAUAUAUAUUAGCUAUAGAUGCGUCUGUAUAGAAGGUACAGUAUGUAGUAUGAACUGUUGUUUUUGUCUUUCCAAAAGAAAGAUGAUCUUAAGCGCCUUUUCAACACUAAUAACGCAAAACCGAUACUAGUCUACUACUGUAUGCAUCGCUGAGUAGGAAUGUUGUAUUAUUCUGCACUUUGAAGUAGAUGACUAGUUUCCUCUCCUCCAGUAACUCACGUCGCGAUAACACUAGAAACUUUAACUAUGUAAGCUUUUCACGUGUCUUCUCAGCAUCAUGUAGUUUCAUGCCUUAGACUUAGGACUAGAAUAAAAAGGUACAUUUAUGUCAUGUGACCCGACGCCCCUCUCCACGUGGUGCUGUUACCGGGACGUCGCUCCAAUCGGACCGAUCGAUUUAAAAGCAGAACUCAGUCGAACCCAAUCAAUCGGCAGCGUCUCUCCUAACUUGUGGUACCUCACUCUUUACAUGCGUUUUACUUCUUCGUAUGCCUGAAAAUGCAUAUAUAAUGGUAUCAUUACAUGUAUUUGUUAAUAUAACACUUCACGGCAUAAAAAAGAAAAAAAUGUCCUCGUUCUGACCCAUUUACUUUUCCACUAACCAAACAGAACUUUUUUUUUUUUUUUGACCUGUGAGUGGCAGUAUGGUGCCACAGUGUAUCCUGACUGCUGGAAAAUACAAAGAAGAAGAAAGGAAAGCGGGAGCUUGGCUAACUGUUGGCUCAUUGGAAUGUAAGUACAGUGGAACCUCGAUUUAACGGACUAAUGGGGGGUUCGUCCGUUACAGCCGAUUCUCUGUUAAAUGUAAACUUUUCCAAAAAAAAAAAUCAUGGCUUAAAUACAACCACAGUAGAAAAUUGUUUUGAACUUUUUUUUUGUGGCCUAAAACACUCAAUACAGUACAAAAUGACUGUAAAUAAAUAUAAAAAAGCUUGAAAAUGUUUGAAAAGUUUUAAGGUUUAUCCAAACAUACCUCCUCCAGCCGGGAUUUGAACCCUUGGACUGCCGUUUUCACGUGUGCAGCGGGCGCAAGAGCACAUGGCUAAUUUACAUGUGAUUUGCAUGCGUCCUGGCGCAUAUAAAUUAACCAUGUGGCUCGCUCACUUAAAUCGUCAAAACGAGGUUCUGCUGUAACGUCGAGAAUUGCGCCUUAUGUGACUUUAAUCGGAAGGAGAGAAUAUUUUCAACUUCUGCCUGAUUAUCGGUGUGUAGUAGCUCACUUUAGCGCAGACUAUACCCCGGCGCCAAACUAUACCACAUGAUGUAGUGUAAUGUGAGCUAGUCAGGAUUGGGUUAAAGUGGACUGGUUGAGCAAAUCGGUAAUGGAUUAGCCCGCAAACUAUCGAUGGGUAUAUUAACAUUAUAUUAUAUUAACAGAGUUUACCCUUAGUCUAGUCGCUACAGUGGUGUUGAAAUGCAACCUUAAAAGAGACAUAUUGGGAAUGUUUUUACAAUAUAAACAGUUUCCAGGUGUCUCGAUAAAAGGUAUCUGACAUUCUUUGGUCAAAGCACACGAAGGAUAAAGAAUUAGAGCACACAUUGGUCAAAGUCUUAAGGGGAGCGGUCUGUCUCAUGUAAAAGAUGUGUAUGCCUUUCGGGGUGAAGGGACGAAGCGAGGGCUAUUCAGUGUUGCUUACUAUAUUUACUUUUCUGACCCCUCUGACUUUUUUUUUUUCAACAUCUAUCAACUUUUCCUUGCGUUAUUGAAAAUUUAAAUUGCAGCAAUCACGGUAGAACUAGGUCACUUUUGAUGAACUUGUCAAAAUUGGUGAUAAAGAAUGGAGGGAAUUAUCAAAUAUAUAUUUUUUAAAUAUUAAUUUUACAUAGCAGAAAAUAGAAAGUAAGCUUUUUUUUUUUUUUUUUUGGUACUAUUAGUAGCAAGGUAACAGGCUGCCAUUCGCUCCCAAGUUAACCUCUCCACUGUGACGUGCGUCCAUAUCAUAUCACGCAUUCACAUCAGCUAUUUUCCGAGGCCGUUUCAAAAUUGCAAUAAACUUGUCUUCCCGCCGACUUAGUAGCAUCAUGUCGCGUUGGAGCAAGAGCAAUAACAGUUGACAUUGGUAAGGAUGUACACGAGGACGCAUGCACAUUAAACGCUCAAGCAUGCACGUCAUGAACUAUGCAAGUCUCCCAAUAUCACACGCAGCUUCAUUUGCACACCAUCAUAUCAUCAUCGUUCUAUAUCACCACUCGAUUUAUUUUGUGCUCCCUGGGUGCUGUGAUACACUUCGAAACAAGAUGUACUGUUGUACACCAGCAAGGCGCAACACUACGGCUGUGACGUUUGUUUUUAAAAAUGUUUACCCUCCCACCAAAAGAACGUCGUGUAUGCGUGUACUAUUGCGAUUAGUAGUUUAUGUAGCAAAAUGCAAUAACGACAAGUAAUACAUUUCUAGUUUUAUACUAUAGUAUGACAUUCAGCUGUGAGGAAAUGAUGGAAGUAAGAUCAUAUUUCACACACCAAAUGACAAAAGUCCUGCUGGUAAUAUAUACAUAAAUUGAAAAUGCAUUUUUUUCAAACUUGCAGUGCAUAUAUAUAUAUAUAUGUAAAGACUUGGAAAAGUAUCACACAUACUGAAUGUUUUGAGAAGCCUUGUUUGUGAGAAAAUAAGGUGCUGUAAAAGUGAAUGUCAUUUUCCCCAUCAACUAGAUUUUAUCCCCCGAUGCCAACUUUUACAUUUUCCUUUGAUAAUAAACUAACUUAAAUUAAGGACACUACAAUGGUGAAUGAAAGCACAGCACGUCUGUAAAUUGUACUCAUGUCUGUUAAUAGAUUUGUACAAUCCAGUUUUUAGCUUUUUCUUUUUAAAUUGCCAAUUCAUUAGGUACAGCCCUGCAAUCUGCAAUAAAUCCCCUAUCCCCUUAUUGAUAUUAUUAUUAUUUUUAAAAACCCUAAGAAAAAACUGGCAAGUUUGUUCAUUAGUUUUUUUAAUGUUUAUACUUUCAUAUGCAUCAAGGAAAGAAAAUUUAAUUUCAAACAUCACCCAAGUCUUCUUUGUUAAUUUAUUUCUCUUUUUAUUGUUGUUGUGUAUGCACUUUUUUAUUCUCAUUUCUUCAAACGGACAAUUGUGUACAUAUGUUGCUGUUUACCUAUGUAAAAUAAAACAUUUUAAAAA